Diaporthe amygdali is the source of this 339-nucleotide messenger RNA. RefSeq lists its product as uncharacterized. Gene Ontology annotation, biological process: protein ubiquitination; ubiquitin-dependent protein catabolic process. The record is from RefSeq and is a predicted model, not a curated record. Lineage: Eukaryota; Fungi; Ascomycota; Sordariomycetes; Diaporthales; Diaporthaceae. The transcript is spliced from 4 exons. Gene Ontology annotation, cellular component: nucleus; cullin-RING ubiquitin ligase complex. The coding region runs from base 1 to 339 and encodes 112 amino acids. Gene Ontology annotation, molecular function: cullin family protein binding; ubiquitin protein ligase activity; zinc ion binding.
AUGGCCGACGUCGACAUGACUGAUGCACCCCCCGUGACUAAGAAGAAGGGCGGUGAUGUUGAGACCAAGAAGCGCUUCGAGGUUAAGAAGUGGAACGCCGUCGCCCUCUGGGCUUGGGACAUUGUCGUCGACAACUGUGCCAUCUGCCGCAACCACAUCAUGGAUCUGUGCAUCGAGUGUCAAGCGAACCAGGCCUCCGCUACUAGCGAGGAGUGCACAGUUGCCUGGGGCAUUUGCAACCAUGCUUUCCAUUUCCACUGCAUCUCUCGAUGGCUGAAGACGCGUCAAGUGUGCCCUCUGGACAACAGGGACUGGGAGUUCCAGAAGUACGGUCGGUGA